Molecule: messenger RNA, 606 nt
Organism: Acaulospora morrowiae
Lineage: Eukaryota; Fungi; Glomeromycota; Glomeromycetes; Diversisporales; Acaulosporaceae
Source: the annotation of a GenBank genome assembly
AUGAGUAAGGACAAUAAAGACGAAGACACGUUUCAUCAAUUAGAAGAACUCAUGUCCGAUUACAGUAGUGAAGGUGAAGAUAGCUCGGAGGAGGAGGAAAGAGAGGAUUUGAAGGAGAUUGAAAAAAGUAAAGAUUUCUCGUUGGAAAAAAAAGACGAGGAGAAUUUGCGAAAGCGGACAGCUUCGAUCAAAGACAAGAGUGAAAAAAAGAAAAGAGGCGUUAUAUAUCUUGGUCGGAUACCUCACGGGUUCUACGAAAGUCAAAUGAGAAAAUACUUUAGUCAGUUUGGUACGGUGACUCGAUUGAAAUUGUAUCGCAAUAGAAAGACGGGCAGAUCGAGACAUUUCGCAUUCAUCGAGUUUUCUCAUGAAGAGGUGGCCCAAAUUGUUGCCGAAACGAUGCACAACUACAUCAUGUGUGAUCGCUUGCUUCAAUGUAAAUUCAUUCCGGCAGAAAAAAUCAAUCCAUACAUGUGGAAAGAGGUCACCAGAAGAAAAGAUGAAUCGAGUGAGGAAUUUAUUAAAGAAAGAUCAGAUAAAGAGGAAAAGAUUGCAGAGUUUGGGAAUCGAUUUCGAUUUUCCUGGCUACGUAAGUUUAAUUUUUAA